Molecule: messenger RNA, 6816 nt
Organism: Anguilla anguilla (European eel)
Lineage: Eukaryota; Metazoa; Chordata; Actinopteri; Anguilliformes; Anguillidae
Gene: tsc1a
Product: TSC complex subunit 1a
Exons: 22
Coding region: 413-4054 (1213 amino acids)
Biological process (GO): regulation of cell cycle; negative regulation of cell population proliferation; negative regulation of TOR signaling
Cellular component (GO): TSC1-TSC2 complex
Source: RefSeq, a predicted model, not a curated record
CUCUCAGCACAUCCCUCCACCUUGGGAAAAACAAUAAACAUUUUUCAGAUGGAUUUUGGUAGCGGGCGUUUUGUUAUAUUUGUACUUUGAAAAGUCUGGACGGCCACUUGCUACUUAAAUGAAAAAGCAACACGGUUUAAUCAGAAUCGCCUUCGUUGAUUUCCCUUCUCUGUGGAAGAAGAUAUUCUGGAGCGCUUUGGGAUUAUUUUUCUUAUUCAGUGGCGGAGGAGUAUUGCAGAGGGAGGGGUGGUAAGGUGUUCAACAUGGCGGCGCCCUACGGAGUGGGGCAAUUCUAAUUGCAGUGGAGCCCGGGCCCGGGACCCCCGCCCUGGACAGGACCCCUUCAGAGCGAUAGGCGCGAGCCCCGCCCUGGAUUCGGUCUCCUGGAUUCGGUCUCCGUCCCCUCCGCACCAUGGCCAAGGAGCAGCCCAACGUGGGCGACCUGCUCCCCCUCCUGGAGUCCUCCGACCUGCAGCAACUGGAAGAGAUCAAGGGCCUCAUCAACGAGCACCUCAACACAGAGCGAGGGUCAGUGCUGCUGAACAGCUUGGUGGACUAUUACCUGGAGACCAGCUCCUCCCAGGCUGUGCAGAUCCUGGUCUCUGUGAGGGAGCCUCAUGACAAGCACCUCCUGGAUAAGAUGAACGAGGCCCUGAGCAAGCAGCCCUGUCGGCUGCCCACCCUCACCCUGCUGGGCCACGUCGUUCGCAAGCAGCCGUCCUGGAUCCACAAGAUCGCCCGCCUUCCUCUGCUCAACACCCUUCUCAAAUGCCUGAAGGCGGACACUGACGUGGUGGUGCUGAUAACUGGAGUCCUGGUGCUCAUCACCCUGCUGCCCAUGAUCCCUCAGCCCGGCAAGCAGCACCUGUACGAGUUCUUCGACGUCUUCGGCCGCCUGGCGGGCUGGAACGUCAAACAUCCAGGUCAUGUGACAGAUGUGUACCUGAUCCACCUGCACGCCACCGUGUACUCGCUCUUCCACCGGCUCUACGGAAUGUACCCCUGCAACUUCGUCUCCUACCUGCGCUCCCACUACAGCAUGAAGGAGAACUGCGACACCUUCGAGGAGGUGGUGAAGCCGAUGCUGGAACACGUCAGGAUACAUCCCGAAUUAGUGACUGGAACCAAGGACCACGAGUUGGACCCCACCAGGUGGAAGAGGUUUGAGGUCCACGACAUCGUCAUCGAAUGUGCCAAAGUGUCUCUGGACCCCAAGGAGGCGUCGUAUGAGGAGGGAUACUCCACCAUGCCAGAACACUUCUCCGCCCACCUGCAGCUCCGCCCGCUCGACUGCACCACCAGCCCCUACACCGACCUGCACAGCAGCUACGGAAGCUCCUCCUCUACCCAGUAUUCCACCCCCCGCCAGCCCCUGUCCCUGCCCAUGCCCCCGCUAUCAGGGACACAGCCCCCCCAGCGUAGCCCCCAGACCUCCCGACAGCAGAGCCUGAACUGUGAGUCCAGCUGUGAGGUGAAGGACCCCAUCUGGAGCCCCUCCUCCCACUGUGGCAUGACCACGCCCCCGACUCGCCUCUCGCCAACCGCCGACCAGUCCCAGAACGCCCCUCACCCGCUGGGCCGAGCCCACAGCAUAUCGGGUGGGAAACGGACCCCCUCCUCCGCCAUCCCCGCCGCCUCCUCUCCUCCCCCGUCCCUCCCCGAUUACGCUUCCCUCCCCGCCAGCGUUGGCGUUGGCCCCCCGCGCAAGGAGGAUCGACCCACGGAAUCAUCAAAGCCCCUUCUCCUGAGGCAGGAGCCAAUCAGUGAGCAGGAGAAGGACAGUAGUGAGAUGACCAAUGGCAGAGAUGGCGCUGUUGAAAAUGUGAAGAACAUGACGCUCACAGAGCUGUCCGCCUUCAUGAAGGAGCAGGAGCUGGACCUGCAGCAGCGUCCAGAGAAGGAGGGAGAGGAGGACGCCAUCACGGAGGAGCUCCUGCAGAUAACGGAGGAGAAGCGCGAGGCGUCGGGCCUGCGGGGGUUCGACUCGCCCUUCUACCGCACCACCGAGACGCUGACGGGGGCGCAGGAGAAGCUGCUGGCCACGUCCACGCCCGGCCUGACCGGCGAGCCGCAGAACGCCACCUCCACGCCGGACAAGGCCGAGGCCCCGCCCUGGGCCGGCGGCGGGGGCGUGGCCGGGGGCGGGGCCAGCCUGGACCUCUCCUUCCAGCCCGUCUUCACGCCCAUCGACCACCCCCUGAGGUGCCGCUUCCCCCGCUGCCCCUCGGCGCCCGAGGAGGAGGCGGCCGGCCUGUUCACGCCCAGCCCCUGCGGAGGCCCCGCCCCUGGCCCCGCCUACGAGCCCCUGUUCGACCUGGCGCUGCCCAAGGUCGCGCCCCUGUUCGUGGGGAGGAGGACCACGGAGGCGGCGCGGAGGGCCCGCGGGAGGAAGGGUGGGGAGGAGGAGGAGGCCGGGGACGGGAUGGCCGCCUCCUCCCCGCUGGAGGUGCUCGACCGGCUUAUUCAGCAGGGAAACGACGUCCACGACAAGGUGCUGAAGAGACUGCCUUUGCCAAGCAAAUCAGCUGACUGGACGCACUUUGGAGGUAAACAACAGAGUAUUAAAGCAAAAGGCUCCGCCCCCCUGGACGAGCUGCACACGCUGCGCAGUCAGCUGCUCCUGCUGCACAACCAGCUGCUGUACGAGCGCUACAAGAGGGAGCAGCACGCCGUCCGCAACCGCCGCCUGCUGAGGCGCAUCAUCAACGCCACGGCGCUGGAGGAGCAGAACCACGCCAUGAAGGACCAGCUGAAGCUGCAGGACCUGGAGGCCCAGUGCCUCCAGGCGAGCCUGCAGGCGGAGCAGCGGAGGUACCGGCAGCUGUGGGACGACCGGGAGACGAUGGUGACCCGCCUCCACAGCCAGAUCCGCCAGCUCCAGCAGGGCCGCGACGAGUACUACACAAAGACCCAGGAGCUGCAGAGCAAGCUUCAGGAAUACCAGAAGAGGACAGGUGAGCUGGAGGCAGAGCUACAGAAGGCUAACAACAAGGUGUGCAAUACAGGGCACCAACUCAACCAGCUGUCCGUGAAGUUGACCAGCAGUGAGACCGUCCAGCAGCAGAUGGCUGCCCUGAACAAGCAGCUCCUCCUCCUCGGGGAGGUCAAUCGGCUGUGCGUGGAGGAGCUCCAGCACCUGGGCCCCAACAGCAACAAGGAGGCGCACAUGGUGCAGGCAUCGUCGGUGAAGGACGUGGAGAAGCUGCACCAGAGCCUGGCGCAGCAGGGCCAGCGACUGGAGGCCGCCCAGCAGCGAAUCGGAGACCUCGAGUCCCAGCUCGCCAAGAAGGAGCACCUCAUCGUGGAGCAGAAGAAGUUCCUGGAGGACGUGAAGAGCCAGGCCAGGGAGCAGCUGCAGGCCUCUGAGAGCAGGUACCAGGCCCAGAGGAGGGUCACGCAGGUCCUGCAGACCGAGCUGCUCCAGCUCUACAGCCGGCUGGAGAUGGAGAGCCCGGCUGCCUGCAACUCACCAGCAGGGGGCGCAGAGUCCUUCAGCUCCACAGACUCCAGGCUGGAGGAAUGCGGCACCCUGGGGCUGGGGGAACAGGUGAAGGGCGACGCCCAGGGCGGGGCCACAACAAACUCCUCUGAGCCCCUGAUGGGCAACGGCAGCACUCUGUCGCCAGGGAAGCCCCAGGCCGGGGCGGCGGCUGCGAACGUAAACGGCAGCCAGGAGCCCCUCCCCCUCCUGCUGGACCCGCCCCGCCUCCUCUGCCCACCUGCCAGCACCUCCUUCACUGUGGGCUCCUACCCCAGCGCCAAGAGCUUCCUGGGCAUGCGCUCCCGCGAGCUCUUCCGCAACAAGAGCGAGAGCCAGUGCGAGGAAGAGGAGGAGCCGCCCCGCCUGGCCGGCCUCUCCCAGGGCCUGAAGACUGAGCAGUGCGUGGAGACCGCGGAGAGCCCCGCCCCCGGCUCCGCCCCCACCAAGGACGCCCACCCCGAUGCCCAGCAGAGGGCCAACAACAGAGGGGGGGGCGGAGCCGGCGACGCCCGUCAGAGGCAGCAGCAGCUGAGAAUCAUGGACUACAAUGAAGCGCAUCUCGAGCACAGCUAGACAGGCGGAGGGAGACGAAGGCGGAACAAGGCAAAAGAGGAGGCGACCUGUUGUUAUUAUUUACAAUCCCUGCGUGGACAGCAGGAUUUCAUCUUCAUUUAGUUUACCUUCACUCGAUCAAAUGGAAGGACUGUACAAAAAAAAAUCUGUCAUUUUUUAAUCAGUUUUAAUCUUUGAAGCUGCCCAGUCAGGUCCUGCGUUAGCCUCGCACGUCAAUCAUAUCUGCCUCAUCUGCCCAGGGUUCCGUCAGGUGAUGACCGUGGGCGUAACUGAGAUAAGUAUGCACAGACCACCCCUAAACUUGCUCCUUACCAGCUAGUUAAGCAAGAGGCCUGUUGUGUGCUGAUUUGGUGGGUAAAAUACUCGCCGUUUUUGAUCGCAUGGCCGUUUUGUACACUUUAUCUCAGUUUCUGCGUUGUGAGGCUAGAUACUAGAUACAGGGCUAAGCAAGGCUCUUCUUGUAUUAGUUCAGUGGGUCUGUUUGGUCUGCGGAUUGUAGGGACGCUCACAGUCCCGUGAGAGAAGCAGGAAGACCUGUAGUAUCGCACAGUACACAAGGCAGAGGCCUGGGUGCUUUUUUUCCUGUAUAAACUGAAUGAACUACAGAUUCGAUCCAUUCAGAAUUCCACAAGAAAUCCCUGAAAUCUGGCUUACAAGUGAGGGCAAAAUUGCUUAAAAGCCGUACAAUUACAGACGACGAUAUGCUUUGGAAAAGUAGAAAAGUGAAGCUCAAAUAAAACUGACAGGCUUCCUGGGUAGAGGAGGUCGUUAUGUUUUUUUUUUUUUUUUUUUUUGCAGUGCGCCAGUCGUGAGCAUCUUCGAGUUCACGUGCUUGUCUAUUCGAGUCCGUUUACAGCAAGUUGUCAGCAGUCAGAGGAGCUUGUUCAUCAUUUUAAUUUCUAGAGAUGCAUUCAAUUUUUGUCGUCUGAAAAAGACCGUGGUUUUUCCGGUCUCGGGCACGAGCAGUUCGUGACAGGGAUUGGAAAUAUGUGCACGCGGGUCUCGAGCGCUGGGCUUUCGCGAGCACCAAAGCGAAAAAAAAGCGGCUUUCGGAUUCCUGGCCUGUUGCAACUGCGCAUUAGAGCGAGUAUUUCUGAUAAAGCUUUAAAGCGGCAGAUUAUUAAAUUUCAUGCUGCCCCGACCUCUGAGCCCUGUCAGCCAUUUUCUGAGCCGAAAUGUGUCCGCUCGCAAAUGCUAUUCGAGCCCGACUCUGCACUUUGGAGGCUUAAAGCGAAGCGCUUUUUAAAUGAACCCUACAGCAUCCGCAGUAACGAACGCGAGUAUCUCGCAGGGGAGAUGUAUGGUGGACGGUAAGACGGCCAGCUGUCGCGUUUUUUUCCCUCCCUCUGGGUUUGCUGAGUUUCGGAGGUUUAUUCUAGUAAUAAUGCAUUGAAGACGGCAAUAAUGCGCCUCUUACGCUCCAACUGUGGUAAUAAGAUGGAGUUUAGCGACUGAAAUUUGAGCCGGGGUACUGUGUUUGGAAACGGCCGCUGCUGCCUGUGCUCACUGGGAUUUUCUGUUCCCUCAUUCUGAACUCUCCAAGGGUCUGUGAGCUAGUCCGUGACCUGUCCUUACAGUUUGUGAGGUCGUUUCCUUGGUCUCUGCCGGGGAGCUGCUAGGAGUAUCAAAUUCCGUGAGAGAAAACCGCUCCCUUUUCGCUCAAGACUGCUUUUCGCUUGAGCUGUUCGUCCCUGCCAUCCACGCUCAGCUACUGGGACCGUGGGCUUGAAGGUGACCCGUUUCCUAGAUUCUCCGUGCAUUGUCUGAGAGGUGAACUCUCCUCUAUGCGCGUGACGGCACUGCAGAGGAGCAGAAUAUUAGGGCGCAUAUAUUCAUAUUUCAGGACAUAUUCAGUGCUACUUACAUUUCUGUGGCUUUUUAAAAACUAUGCAUAGUGCCAUAAAUCGAAUCUGUCUGGUUGCUGCAAUUCGACUGCAUUAUAAACAGGAGAGAAGCAUUCUCUGGUCAGUGUUCUUCUGUCCACAAGGGGUUGUGGUGGCACCAGUCAUUUCAUGAAUGCACUGAAGGUAAUGUCAGGGUGGGGAGAGAGCAUGUAUUCAAAACACAUGCACGCACAAACCAAUCAACACUGACGCACAACCAUCGAUGGAAGCGUUUUGUGCGACCUUUUUGUGUUACACAGUCAGGCUCUCUCUCUCACACACACAUAUCCCCCACCCUAGAUCACUUCACAAAUGUGAGCAGACUUCUUUUUCACUUUUUUUUUUUCAUAUUUUGUGUCAAAGACUGAGAACCAGACUGCACACACCUCUUUGGGCAGUUUACCUGUUGCCAAAAAAGAAAAAGGUUCUGAAGAAAUCUGCCUCGGUUUUUUUCUUUUUUCUCCCAAUGACAUGAGGAUUUUUUUGCAUGUGGCUCAGGAAGGCACUCAAGUUUGAUAAGUUUGAAGGAAAAAAAAAACAUUUGCUUAAUCAUUUCAUACAAAGAUUUAUUUUUGUUUUUAAUAUGAAUCCUGUUGUCCACUUAACCUCUCAGCUGUCCUGUCUGGCUUGCUACUGUAAGCAUGUACAGCAAUCCAAUUAAAAUGCUUGUGACGAAGCGAGAGAUGACAGUAUGGUACAAUCUGACAGCGAAUAGAGUUGGGAGAUUGAAGGGGUGGGGAGGGGGAGGGGGUUGGUCUCCAUUAUCGGGAGUACAAAGUUCUGAAACAGCAGACAAAAAAGUUCUUAAAAGCAGUUGCUUGUAUUUAACUGUGAACGAUUAAAAAAAAAUAAAAAUAGUCUUUGAUGUUUUGCACUACA